Oikopleura dioica is the source of this 3468-nucleotide messenger RNA. Lineage: Eukaryota; Metazoa; Chordata; Appendicularia; Copelata; Oikopleuridae. The record is from the annotation of a GenBank genome assembly.
AUGAAGCUGUUGUCAGCAGUCAUUUCUUCAGCUUUAGCUGCCAGAGAGCCAGAUGCCGAAAGGCGACUCGAGAAGAUCACAGCUCGAGCAACUGAGCUCAAUGCCUUCGUCCAGUCCUACCCCCGAUCUACUCAGAAACAAAAAGAUGGCGUUGAAAAAUGGGUUGGCAGAGUUCUUGAAGACCUCAACAAUAUCGACACUUCCAAAUGUCCUCCACCAGCAGAAGAAGACAAAUUUGCCGACGAAAUCGAAACAAUUGACAAUCUAUGCGAGGACUCUCUGAAAGUUGCAUCGAUGAUCCGAAGCUACGCUAGAACAUUUGGAGUGAGCAUACGCUCUCAUAAGCUCAAAAAUGUCGCUCGUCGAGCUGGACGAUGCGAUACGUCCAUUGCGACCACGGAACCAGCCCCGACCGAGGAACCAACAACUCUUGCUCCAGUGAAAAGUGUCUGUGGCAAGAACAGACAUGCUAAAUGCAGAAGUCUCGGCAACUCGGAGAUAUUCUUCGAAAACGAAUGGACCUGCCGAAACUGCUUUCGAAUCAGAGCCUACUACGGAACCGGCGGCGGCUUCAAUUUCGACCCUUCGAAGGGCGAUUUUGUCAGCAUUAAGUUCACCGAGCCAGUCUUCUUUCAGAAAUGGAACCAUCCACUUACUGAGCCAGCUGAAAUCGCAGGAAGUAACAAGCACCACUGGAAAAUGAACUUCAAAAAUGACGGCAACUUUGUCUCUGGGAUGAUCGCUCCACUCAAAAACUCCGGUGGCGGAAACUUCAUGGUCAACCACUACCCAACCUGUACUCCCGGCAAAUGGAACAAAUAUCAAAUUGAACAACAAUAUACCGACGCUAAAGACACUCUUGAGCUGACCAUGUCGAUCGAUGAUGAAGUUGUCCUCACUAGAAUCGUGGACGUGGAUGAUGUCUACAGCGGUGAUCUCUUUGUCGAUGUCUCCAACGACUUCCACGAUUCUGCCACUGGAUUCAAAGGCAACACUCAAUUCGACGAGGUCGAAUACUUCGUCGACUGCGAAGAUAACUCCUGGACUAACAUCGCUGUCAAGCAAACUCAGGUUGAUUUUGGCCGACUCGAACUCACCGUCUUCCAAGAUGGAAACGCUCUCGGCUCCAACAUCAUCCAUCACACCGAUGCCUUCGUCGGCCCAGUCGAAGUCUGGUCCGGAAACAGCUGGUUCGAGCCCGCCAGUUUCUUCAAAAUUAAAAAUUUUAUCCACUCAUCGCGGCCUUACGAGCCUGAAUCAUGUGACGAAACAAUCGAUCCAUGCGAAGGACUCGAGAACUGCGAGACUUUCCAGGACAGCUGCUUAGUCGCUCCAUUCAGAGGAAACCGACUUGGCGAAUCGAACGGACAUCUUGGAUUCAAAAUCUCCGCUGAAGUUCAGUGCACUGACCGAGUCGCUCCUUCUUGGGAAAAUGUUCUCCACGUUCACACUGGCACCAACCGAGAGAACUUUGGUGAUCGAUAUUUCACAAUCUGGAAAGAAGCCAACAAACCCGAUGGAAUUAGAAUUGUCGCGCCUGCUUUUGAAAAUGCAAAUCACGAACUAAAUGCCUACGUUUCCUGCCUUCCUGGCUGGCAUACUUUUACUGUGCAGCAAACAGAAUCUGGCAAGAACCAUAUGCUUCUUGAAAUUCUUAUGGACGGAUCAGUCGUAGCGUCCCAAGAAGUUCGAAAAACAGAAACCUAUCAGGGUCCUCUGUUUGUUGAAGCAUCAAAUGCAUUUGUCUGGCCAGCUGCUUACGAUCAUCUCGUCCGAAACUUCUAUCACCAAGCAAUUUUCCAUGGCGACCCUUGUUUUGACAAAGAAAACUGCACCACUUUCAUCGAUGCUUCUUCAAUCUCACCCUCAGAAAACAACCAGAUCGCAACUGUCACAGCCGCUGUCAACCACAAAACAUCAGUCGAAAUUCUCUGCAAUCAUGACAUGCCUAUUGCCGGCGUCCAUUACCAGCUUCUCCACAUGACCAAAGAUGAUGGAACAAGAACUCUUGGAGAUCGUUUCUUUUCUUUCUGGCGAAGGCAUACGAGCCAAGAAAUACUCAUCAACUACGCUUCUCCUAUCGGCAAUCAGUGGGGCGAGACCGGUCGCUUCUGGGAUUGCGUUCCUGGCGAGUGGAAUACUUACACUCUCGAGCAGCGGCAGGAUAUUGAUAAACCUUUCAUGACCACUUCCACGGUCUACAUUGAUGGAGUCAAUGUCCAUUCUGUCCGCGCUGAAACGAGCGAAAUCCUCAAGGACGUUCCCAUCAAAGUCUUUCUUUCCAAAGGUCUCCCAGCUGCCGCUUUUCAAAUCCGAAAUUUCUUCUACCAAACUUUCGCCGAGCUUCCAUACGAAGAGCCAACUGCCGCUCCCUGCUCUGACGGGCGAGAAAACUGCUUCGAAUUCGUUGGCUCAGUACCUGUUGUUCCAGAACUAAACCUCCGAAAAGCCACAAUCACUGCUCACGCCAACAACGAGAUCUCGGUUGAUAUUAAAUGCGGAACGAUGAACGACAACGUGCACAACAGCAUUGUCGAGAUCACCAGUGGCGCCGCUAGAGGCGUCCUUGGAGAGCGAGUUUUCAUGAUUUGGGAAGCGCCAAUUGGUCGACCAGGAAAACUGUUAAUCAAUGUUGCUGAUCCGACUGGAGUCAAAAACGAUACCGGAUUCUGGUUCGAUUGCAACGAUGGCGACUGGAACACCUACAAACUCUCUCAGCGACAAAACGCCGGCGAUCCUGCACUCACGGACAUUGUUUUCACCAUUGAUGGGGUCACCAAACACACCCGCCAAGUGCCAACUGCUGAUGUUUUCCGAAAUGAUGACAUCAAAGUCUACGCUGGUCGAUGGCACCCAGCAAUCAAUUACGAAAUCAGAAACUUCAGCUAUCAAUUCUUUGAUGACAUCCCUCUCGGCCCCCAGAACUGCAACGACGUGGACAACUGCGUGAUCGUCGGUGUUGAUUCCGUCUCUCCCGUCCAGGGCAAUCUUGCCGCCACAAUCACCGCCGUCAAGAACUACAAAUUCUCGAUCGACAUCAAGUGCGACCACUCUCUCCCCUUCAACGGCUUUAAAAACAUCUUCCACGUGACCACAGGCCCCAACGACGGCGUCUACGGUUCUCGCCAGUUUGCGAUCUGGAGAUCGAGCAAUGAGAACAAAAUGCACAUCACUUGGGCGAAUCCAAAAGCAGCUGCUGGUUACUCGAGAAAUUACUUCCACUGCAACGAUGGAGAAUGGAACACAUACACUUUUGAACAAUGGCAACAGGCACCCAACCAGCCUCAAUGGAUCUGGCACAAACUUUCCAUCGAUGGAGUAAAAAUCGACGCCAAGCGAUUUAACGACAACGACUAUCCAGUCCUCGACGGCGAGCAGAUGAACGUCUGGAUCUCCAACGAAGCUGCCGACGCUGCUUCUACCUUUGAAAUCAGAAUCUUCUCUUACGAAAAAUACCCAGACGUUUAA